AUGGUGGGAUUCUGGUCGUCGCGGGAGUCGAAGGCGUUCGAGGCCGCGGUCGAGAAGGCCACCUCGCCGAUGAUCCCGGCGGGGCACGAGGAUAUCGCUCAGAACUUGGAGGUGUGUGACCAGGUACGCGCAAAGAGCAUUUCGGCCCAGGAGGCGAUGCGCGUCCUCAAGGCACGCCUGGAGCACGCCAAUCCCAACGUCCAGAUCUUGGCUCUGGGGCUUGUCGACCUAUGCAUCAAGAACGGGGGGGACCACUUUUUUGCAGAGGUUGCAUCCACCGAAUUCAUGGACGCAUUUGCCACCCGCCUGCAACACCACCGUGUGUCCUCGCCACAGGUCAAGGCAAAGAUGCUGCGGUGCCUGCAGGACUGGCGCUACUUUGCGCAGUCCAAGCCGGAUGAGCUGUCGUACAUUUCCCAGGUCGCAGACCGCCUGGAGCGUGAGGGGUUCGAGUUUCCGCCUCCGGACCCGAACGCGGUCGCCGCCGCGCGCGUCUUUGCAGAAACACUCACCGCGCCGACCUGGAAAGACGGGUUCGUGUGCACCAAGUGCCGCCAAGAGUUUACUACGUUCCUGCGCAAGCACCACUGCAGGAACUGCGGCCGUGUAUUCUGCUAUCAGUGCUCCGGCAAGACCAUGUCCCUGCCGUGGUACGGCAUGGGGCAGGACGUGCGUGUGUGCGACGGGUGCUUUGAUAAGAAGAAACCGUACACGGUACCACCGACGCAGGCGCCCCCGAAGCCGGCGCUCGAUCCCAAACAGCGCGCGGGGACGGAGGAUGCGGACCUGGCCAAGGCGAUUGCCCUCUCGCUCCAGGACGCGCCGCCGCCCAAGGAGGCAGCGCCCAAGGAGAAUGGGCGCAUCGCUGAGGGAACUGAUGCAGACGACCCUGAUCUCGCGGCCGCCAUCGCCGCGAGUCUCCGGGAAAUGGGGCCCCAGGAACCAAUCAAGGAGCCCGUCGCCGCAACGCCGACUCACUGGAGCGGCUCGGCGCCGCGCGCAUCGGUCGGCGUCGCGGGCGACUCGACGGCAGCUCCGCCGGCGAGUACACGGCCCGCGCCGCUGCGCCCGUCGCUCGAACUCGAGCCACGGGACGUGGACAAUGUGCUGACGUUCUCGCAGACGUUGCUCCAGCCUUAUGCGCCGUGGAAGUACAAGCUCAAGUCGGAAGGCGUGCCGCGGCCGGUACAGAACAUGUACGAAAAGGCAGCCACGUCGAGGUUGCGUGUCGUGCGCAAUCUCGACGAAGGCAAUCGCAGGCUGAGCGAGCUGGGCGCGAUGCACGACCAGCUCUCGGAGGUUGUGCGUAUGUAUGACCGCCUGUUGGACGGAAAGGUCGCCAAGGAUAGCGCAGAGGGAGCGCGUGCGCCGUCGGCAAGUGCGUACGCGCCGUCGGCCCCAUCGGCGAACGCAUACGCUCCAUCGGCUCCGUCGGCGAACAUGUAUGCGCCGUCGGCUCCGUCGGCCAGUUAUGCGCCGUCGGCACCUGCGCCCCGUGCCUCGUACGCGCCGUCGGCACCUGCGCCCCAUGCCUCGUACGCGCCAUCGGCACCGGUACAUGCUCCCCAUGCACCGUCGGCGCCCUCGGCCCCAUCGGCACCUUCUACGCCCGCCCCAUCCGCUCCAUCCUUUGCCCCUUCCGCCCCUUCUGCACCGUACAUACCUACCUCGCCUGCGCCGUCGGGCCCCGCUCGUCCCUACGAACCGUCGGCGCAGCAGCCGGCGCCGCAGCCUUCUGCGCCGGUGGCAGACUCGGCCAAUACCCGGUAUACCCUUACGGACUCUGGUAUGCAUCCCGACGGCCGUACGUACCCCUCGGUCCCUACCGAGGAACCUCGGAUGCCUCGUCGCGACCCUGAACCUGCGACCGAGGCCCUGCUGAUUGAUUUGUAG
Malassezia japonica is the source of this 1893-nucleotide messenger RNA. It is a transcript of the gene VPS27, whose product is annotated as Vacuolar protein-sorting-associated protein 27. Lineage: Eukaryota; Fungi; Basidiomycota; Malasseziomycetes; Malasseziales; Malasseziaceae. Gene Ontology annotation, molecular function: metal ion binding; ubiquitin binding; phosphatidylinositol binding. Gene Ontology annotation, cellular component: early endosome. The coding region runs from base 1 to 1893 and encodes 630 amino acids. The record is from RefSeq and is a predicted model, not a curated record. Gene Ontology annotation, biological process: receptor internalization; endocytic recycling. The transcript has 2 exons.